Messenger RNA from Tetrapisispora phaffii CBS 4417, 1032 nucleotides. RefSeq names its product Eaf3p (gene EAF3). The coding region runs from base 1 to 1032 and encodes 343 amino acids. Gene Ontology annotation, cellular component: NuA4 histone acetyltransferase complex; Rpd3S complex; nucleus. Gene Ontology annotation, biological process: chromatin organization; regulation of DNA-templated transcription. The transcript has a single exon. NCBI's taxonomy places the organism in Eukaryota, Fungi, Ascomycota, Saccharomycetes, Saccharomycetales, Saccharomycetaceae. The record is from RefSeq and is a predicted model, not a curated record.
AUGAGUUUUGAACUAGGUGGAAAAUGUUUGGCGUUUCAUGGCCCAUUGUUAUAUGAAGCCAAGAUCUUAAAGAUUUGGAAUUCAAAAGAGGAUAGCAUAACUAGAUUGAAUAAUGAUGUUGUUGAUGAAUCAGAUAGACCAGAAUCUCCUGUUGAAGGCGAUUUCUUGUACUUUGUACACUAUCAGGGUUGGAAAGCUAGUUGGGACGAAUGGAUCGGUGAAGAUAGGAUUAAAGAAUAUAAUGAAGAGAAUGUGGAGUUGAAAAAGAAAUUGAUUGCUGAUGCUAAAAAUGCAAAGAAGGAACUACAGAAAUCUCAGCAACAGCAGAAGAAAAAAUCACAGGCUUCACUGUCAACUCAAUAUGCUUCAACUGGAAGUGAAUCGAGAAAAAAAGCGGUGGAAUCUGCUUUAUAUUCCAAUUCUCUUUACACCACUUCUUCAUCUUCAUCAUCUGCUACCUCCUCGAUAUCGAAUUUUGGUAAUAUGAACCAUCAUCCUCCAAAACUAGUAAUGCACAUCCCAUCAAAAUUAAGGAGUGUAUUGGUCAACGAUUGGGAAUAUGUGACGAGGAACAAACAGAUUCUAAAACUACCUUCAGACAGAAACAUCAAGCAGAUCCUGGAUCUCUACGAAACUGAGGCAUCGAAAGUUCUGGAAUCCCCAGCUUCGCAAUCCCAACUACGGGAGUUCUGCGACGGAUUUAAACUCUACUUUGAGAACUCAUUACCAGUAUGUCUACUCUAUAGAAUAGAACGUUUACAAUUCGAAGAAUUAAAAGAUAAGACUAACCUGAUUGAAAAGUACGGAUCCAUACAUUUACUAAGACUCCUAAGCAUAAUCCCAGAAUUGAUAAGCAAUUCGCUUACAAUGGAUAAACAAUCGUCUCAAUUGAUUAUAAAACAAUCUGAACUUCUAUUACAAUGGUUACUAUUCAAUGAUGAAAAGUUGAAUUUGUUCCCGCAUCCAUACAGUGUAAACAAUUUUUAUGUAAAUACUUCAUCUCAAUACGAAGGCGUAGCAUUAGGAAUGUAA